UCUCUUCUUGUGUUUAGGGCUAAUAAGAAGUGACCAGUUUUUAGGAACCUCACCAAACAGACAAUCUGCAAGUUAGCUACUCAUAAUGGGAGAUCUUCAAAAAAUUCUUGAUAGAGGAGAGUAUCUUCCUUUGAGAUCAGUUCCAGUAUUUGAGAGCAACUUUAUUCAGGUCAAUAGAAGAGGUGAAUCAAUUUACCUUCAUAAUCGGCCCAACUAUGUGACAAUGGGUGUCUGUGCCGCCAGUCCAAAUCAGUCAUUGCCAAAUGUGAUGCUGCUCGCACAUACCGUUCCUGUAUCCUCUCAGGAAAGCAUUUCAACAUCUUCAUCAUGUACAAAGACGUCAUAUUCAGAGGAUGAGUUAGUACUCACCAGGUUCCUACCCUUGAAAUAUGUGAAGAUUUCUAUUCACUCUCUUAAGAGGAAUCGCAUCAAAUUAAAGCUGGUGAGCGGUCGUGCCUACUACUUAGAGCUUUCUGGUCCACCACAGAAACAGGCGUUCCUUUUCCGUCAAUGGGUGCGACUCAUCAAUUUAUUGAAAUCUAAGAAUUCUGAUGCCAGUAUUGUAUUUAAAAAUUUUGACAUGCAGGAGGAACAGAAAGCUACCAGCAACACACCAUGGAAAAGAAACAAUCAAGAACAGUCUGUCCGGGACCAAGAGAAAAGACAGGAACCAGAGAAAGCACAAAUCCUUAAACAAAUAUCUUCCAAGCGAGUCACCAUUUCUGAAAUUGUGGAUCCUAUUGAACAGGUUGGAAAGAGCAGAAGCCAAGGGGCAGUUUCUUCCUACAGCUUCAUCAGAAAAUCCAGUAUGGGCUCAGGGAAACAAAAUAAGCAACAUCAAGAAUUAAGGAAGAAUGACACCAAAAAGAAAUCUAGGGAACGAGAGCCUUUUUCUUAUUCAGAAAAAAGACUGCAAACUUCAGGAAUCCUCAAGAAUGUCAGUAAGCCUGAAGUUGUUUAUUACAAGUAACAUUGACAAUGGAUUCUCAGAUAAACAGAAAUAAAAGAAACUGAAGAUACCAAGUGAAAGAAGAAAACAGACGUACACAUGGAGAUGGGUAGAAAUAUAGAACCUGAAGAGCUGUUCAGUUCCAAUAUUACAAAAUUAAACAUUAUUGAA
Molecule: messenger RNA, 1120 nt
Organism: Heteronotia binoei (common prickly gecko)
Lineage: Eukaryota; Metazoa; Chordata; Lepidosauria; Squamata; Gekkonidae
Product: Golgi-associated RAB2 interactor protein 2-like
Exons: 6
Coding region: 86-970 (294 amino acids)
Cellular component (GO): nucleus
Source: RefSeq, a predicted model, not a curated record